CUGGGUUUCACGUAAUUAUAUGGCAGCAUUUCUCGCUGCGCAGUCAUGCUCGUUCGUCCUCCUGACGCACGCAAAGAAUAAUCACAGCAAACUCGACACCCCCAUCAUCUCCUUGACGGUCCUACGCAAGGACUCUCGCGUGCCCCAGGACCGGUUUGGCUGUCGCAGUCAGCACCUGGCAUUCGAGGCCCCCGAGUCCAAGCGCUCACCCUGUACAAAGUGCUGAGACGAUCUCCUUCCGGGUUGUCUGCUGGCUUCCGAGGCAACAAGUCUAUCCACUUCAUUUCUUCCUCUCUGCAUCGGUGCUACACGACAGGACAAAGCGCUGUUGUUUGGGUCCCUCAUCAUUCGCUCCGCGCAACUGUUUGUGAUCCUGUUCGUUUCGAUCCUGCCAUAGGAAGGUCCGCGCGAACCAAACGUCAUCUCCGUCACACCGCGUGCCACGCCUGGGCCUUUGCACAACCUGAUAGUCUCCAGGAUCCCGCAACACCACAACGGAGCCAACGGUCGCUGCCCUCAAAUACCGGCACCAUGGCUUCUGCACAGGACGAGUUCAACGCAAUCUUCAACAAGUCCGGCUACGAGACCGGCAAAGUACAUCCGGACGACAGGGACGCCGCAACUCCAUCGGACACAUCCCGCUCGCCUUCGCCAGCACAAUCGUUUUUGAACAUUGACGACGACGAGGACAACGCAGAGGACCUAGCAGUCAAGGCAAUGAGGGGCACGUACUAUGUUCCGCGAGCGGCGCGGAUGGCGAACACGGGACCCAAGGGCGUCAUCGCGGACGCUCAGGCAUUCGAGCAGGCCAAGAGACAGGCACGAAGCAUACGGACAAUGACGAGGAAUCAGCGGUCAAGCUACGCGCCAGGCGGGCAGUCGCCCCCAAGCGUGUACAAGAGCGAGGAGUUUGACAAGAGCAGCGACGAUGACGACGACGAGACGUUUCUGGAGAGCUGGCGGCAGAAACGGCUGCUCGAGCUCGCCAACAAGAACAUCACCCACGUUCUGGGCAGCAGCGGCAAGAAGCUGUACGGCGACCUGCGCAAGGUUGACGCUGAGGGCUUCCUCAACAUUGUCGAGGGCUCCCCCGCCAACACCGUUGUCCUGGUGCUCAUAUACGACCACAGCUCCGAGGUGUCAAGCCUAGUCGAAGAAGCCGUGCGCGAGAUGGCCUCCAUGCACGCCACUUCGCGCUUCAUCAAGCUUCACUACACCGAAGCCGAGUUCGAGCCAGCCGGCGUGCCCGCUCUGCUCGCCUAUCGCGGCGGCGAGAAGUUCGCCGGCUUCGUGCCCGUCUCGGAUGAGAUUCCGGACCACGAGGAGCUGAGCGCGCGAACCCUGACAGCGCUCCUGCAACGGCAUCAAGUCCUAUGAGGCGAGGUAGUUUCUUGCGGGCUCUCCGCCGUGUCCUCCCCUUUAUAAACGCUCGUUUAGCGCACGAGCCGUCCUCCUGCCAUGACAUGGAUCAUGAGCCAAAUGAUGCCUUCAACUCUCCAUCUCCUCUCACAGACACCCCCUCCAAAAAUAGCCUUGACGCGCACAAGUCGCGGCGCAAAGAAAGGAAGCAAAUAAUAGAACCGCCGCAAGGUCGAUGGAGAGUUACGAAACCUGCCAAAUUUUCCGCUUUUUUUUUUCAUUUUCCUUUGGUCCAUUGUUUAUCAUCUUCGCCCGAAUUCGGGACGGUCUUCUGGCUCUUUUCACACAUACAUAUAUAACUACACAUCUAUCUUACGGGCGUAUCUGGAACGGAGGGUUGGGAUGGCGGCGCCUUGGAUGGUGGGAACGGGAAUAGUGGGUAAAGAGGGGAAGGCCUUCUAUUUCUCUUCUUGCUGGCCUCGACAGAUCCCCUCACGGCUUUCUUAUUUCACUGCUUCCUCUCCCUCCCUCUCGCACAAUCUAUGUUUCUCUCAUCACGGCAGCGACCCGCUCGUGGAACGACGACCCGUCGUGCUCGGCAUCGCUCAAGGAGGGCAACGGCUGUAGAGCUCAUUUCACUCCGCCGUUUUGCGGCUUGUCCUCUUUCCCAGAGGGAUAUCUACACCGUUCCCUAAAAAAAAUCCUCUUCCUACCUCCUUUCCACCUCUUCUCUCAUCUCGCGUUCCCUAAACGAUCAAACAAGACGUGUUCAAAUAGAUGUCCGGGACGGUGAACGGGGGUGGGCGGGAGCGGUGGGAGCAAGUGAAGGCGGCAUGUACACUCGAGAGAUACCCACGCUAUAUCAAAAGAAAAUAAAAAGUAAACGAGACCGAGAUUCCCCGUCUCCU
Verruconis gallopava is the source of this 2267-nucleotide messenger RNA. RefSeq lists its product as uncharacterized. The coding region runs from base 532 to 1377 and encodes 281 amino acids. NCBI's taxonomy places the organism in Eukaryota, Fungi, Ascomycota, Dothideomycetes, Venturiales, Sympoventuriaceae. The record is from RefSeq and is a predicted model, not a curated record. The transcript is spliced from 3 exons. Gene Ontology annotation, biological process: regulation of G protein-coupled receptor signaling pathway.